Messenger RNA from Musa acuminata AAA Group (dessert banana), 5342 nucleotides. Its product is annotated as putative disease resistance protein RGA3. Gene Ontology annotation, molecular function: ADP binding; protein binding. Gene Ontology annotation, biological process: defense response to other organism. The record is from RefSeq and is a predicted model, not a curated record. NCBI's taxonomy places the organism in Eukaryota, Viridiplantae, Streptophyta, Magnoliopsida, Zingiberales, Musaceae. The transcript is spliced from 2 exons. Bases 98 to 3358 code for a protein of 1086 amino acids.
GUUGACUUGACUUUCCGAGAUGGUAUCGUCUUCUCUCUCUCUCUCUCUCUCUCUCACCCCCUUCCAUUGCUAACAUUGCUUCAGGAGCUCCAUUGAAAUGGCGCGGUGGGCCACCGUUAUGCAGCUCUUCUCUCUCGCCACCGGCGUUGGCCCUGUCGUUGAUAAGAUCGCCGAGAAGGCCGUGGAGGGCGGCGUCAACGGCCUGCAGUGGGUCUGGGCCAACCACAAGGCCCUCCUCAACGUGGAGGCUGACAUCGACAAGCUCCGCCGCGACCGCGAGCACAUCAGCGCCAUCCUCAAGGACGCCGAAGAGACCCGCUUCAUCGAGGACCAAACCGUCCGCGAAUGGCUCUCCGACCUCAAAGACUUCGCCUUUGACGUCGAGGACCUCGUCGACGAGUUCCAGAUCGGCCUCGAUAUCGCCAAGCUGGAGAAGGCUCGUCUCUCCCCUGGCUCCCGGAAAAGGAGGCGGCCGUGGGACAUUUUUCCUCCUUGUCUCACUUGGGUCUACCGUCAAAGGACGAUCUCGGUAAAGAUCAAGGAGAUCAAGGAAAAGUUUGAGGAGAUCAAGCAGCGCAGGAAUGAUUUCCAGUUAAGAGAGGGAGAAUCGAGGAGGAGACAACAAGACAGCACACAACAAACUCCUCAACAUACUGGCUCGCUUCGUGGCGACUAUCAAGUUUUGGGCUUGGAGGAGGAAAAAAAAGAGAUUUUGAUGCAUUUGAGGCAGGGCGGCGGUGUGAGUGGCGCCCCUAAUUCUUCCCAAAGAGAGGGGAGAAGUGUGCCUGUCGUUGCCAUCAUCGGACCAGGAGGAAUCGGGAAGACAACUCUGGCCAGGCUUGUCUUCAGCGACGAGGAAAUCGAAAGAUCUUCUUUUUUGAAGAUCUGGGUUGGUGUUUCGCGCGAUUUCGACGUGUGUAGGAUCACAAAAGAGAUCAUUAAAUCGAUCACCGAAAAGAGUUGCUGUGGUUUGAGCUUGGAUUUGCUGCAGCGUAAGCUUCGGGAGCUGGUCCUCGGAAAGAAGUUCUUGCUCGUGCUUGAUGGUUUGUGCAACAACGACCUUUCGUUCUGGGACACGUUGCAGGCUCCUCUGAUGGUCGGAGGCGAAGGUAGCAGAGUCCUGGUCACCGCCCGGAGUGAGCAGGUUCUGACAUACAUGCGCCCACGCCCUUCGUCCAUAAUAUGGUUGAAUGGGCUGGGUGAAAACGAUAGCUGGCUCCUGUUCUGCAGCUACGCAUUCCGACAAGCACCUACCGAUCAUGACGUUGGUAGAGAAAUUGUGAGAAGAUGCCAUGGUUCGCCCUUGGCAAUUAUCUCGAUCGGUGGCCUCUUGUACUCCAGAACUGAAGAGUGGAGGAGUAUCCUCAGCGACAUACCAGAUCCAGAAGACGAAGCGCAUGGCAUCUUGUCGACAUUAAAGGUAAGCUAUGACUAUUUGCCCUUGCAUCUGAAGCAGUGCUUUGCAUUCUGUUCCAUAUUUCCUAAUGGUUAUGAGUUCGACAAAGAGGAAUUGGUAGAGUUCUGGGUCGCAGUGGGCUUAGCCAAACCUAGGGACUGCAGAUCAGCAGAAUAUAUUGGGUAUAGGUACUUUGAUUCUCUGCUCCGAUGGUCAUUUUUCCAGGGUUGUAAUGGUCGUCACCACCAGAAACAGAAGUACAAAAUGCCUGGCCUAAUUCAUGAACUAGCACAAUCUGUUUCUGCACAUGAAUGUCUAAGAAUCGAGAAUGAUGCAUCAUUCAGUGAAUCUGAGAAUGCACGCUAUGCAUUGUCAUGUAACUUCCCCAUGGAGCUUCCAAUAUUUCAGAAGUUAUAUCAGAAUAAGAAACUUAGAACAUUUAUAUUGCUCGGUGAAAAUGGCACUCCCACAAAGCAGGUGCCGCGUGAUCUUUACACGAACCUAAGAUGUCUAAGGGUGUUAGAUUUGAGGAGAAAUGAGUUGACAGAAUUGCCAGAUUCGAUUGGAAAUCUUAUUCACCUGAGGUACCUUAACCUUUUAGGUACUCAAAUUGAGAGGUUGCCUGAAUCAUUGUGCAGCCUCUACAAUCUGCAACUGCUAGAACUUGGUGACUGUAAGAAGCUUGUGGAGCUACCCAGAGGCAUGAGCAACUUAAUUAAUCUACGAUAUCUGGGUCUGCGUCUAGAUUGGGAAAACUGUAGACAUAGAUGGAGUGAUGUUGUUAUGCCACCAGGACUUGGCAGAUUGACUUCUCUGCAUACUCUUUCAAGGUUCUCAGUUUCCUCGGAGAGCGGAUGCGGGAUAAGUGAACUGAAGGGCUUGAAACUUCGAGGAGAAAUUUGCAUCUCAAAGCUUGAAAUUGUUGAUGUGAGGGAUGCCAUGGAGGCCAGUUUAGGUACCAAACAACAUCUCGAAACUAUGAUUCUGCGAUGGACUAACUGCAGAAGCCCUGCUUCACAAAGUGGAGGUGGAAGGGAUGUGAUCGAACAGCUCUGCCCAAAUAGCAACCUCAAACACCUAUGGAUAGAAAAUUACAAAGGUGCUGAAUUCCCGAGCUGGCUUGGAGACCAGUCCAUGAAUUUGGAAACAUUAAGACUUUAUGGUUGUGAAAGAUCGGAGAGGCUCCCACCUGUAGGAAGGUUGAGGAAUCUCAAAUGUCUGUUCUUGGAAGGACUGCACACAGUCACAGACCUUGGUUCACUUUCUGGUGAUGGUAAUUUUGCAGGAUUUCCAUCAUUGGAGAUGAUCACCAUAUCAAAUUUGAAGACUCUUGAGAGGGGGUUUGAAUUAGUACAAGAUGAAAUGCCUUGCCUCAGAAAGCUGGUCAUAUCAGACUGCUCCAACUUACUACAACUUCCACAACUUCCAAACUCGCUUGAAGACAUUGAGAUUAGAGAAUGUCCAGCAUUAUCUGCUCUACCUAUGCUUUCGUCCCUUCAACAAUUGGUACUCGCAAAAUGUGGACUUGCAAUAAUUGAAUCGAUUCAUCAGUUCACCUCUCUUUCUUCUCUGACUAUUUCCCAAUUUCCACGACUUGGAUCUAUAACAAGAGAGCACCUUCAAGACCUAGGGUCCCUUAGGAAACUGAAGAUUGACCAGUGUGACAAUUUUGUUUCACUUUCUUCUCAGCAUCUUGUUUCUCUUGAAACUUUGGAAAUAUCUCAAUGUUGUACAUUUUCUUCCUUGGCUGGAGAGGGACUGCCAGCGUCACUCGAAGAUCUCCGACUACAAUCUUGUGGCAACCUCACAUAUUUUCCGGGGGAAGGAAUGCCUGCCUCACUGCAGCGCUUGGCCAUUGGUGGAUGCCCAACUCUAGAACAAAGAUGUCAAGUAGGUGGACGUGAUUGGCACAAGAUACAGCAUGUCCCCCGUAGAGAAAUUGGUGAGAACUCUACAGUCUAAGCUAGGAUUUGCGAAGGCCCCAGCACAAAAAUUAGGAAACUGAUAUGAAGAUAAGGAUAUUAGUAUCCCACCCAAGUGAUUGGAUAGGGAAGUGAGCACAUGCAAGCCCAUACCACUGUAAAUAUGGACGAUGGCCUAUGGACAUUUUAUAUGUAUAAAUUUUAAUCAUGUUAUAUUUGGGUUUUCUUUUGGUUAGAUGUUAUAAUUAUGUACAGGUGUCAAAAAUAUUGUGUACAUGAGAAACCUUGUCAUUUUAUUUAGUAAGAUAGCAUACUUACUAAAUAUCGAUAAUAAUAUUGUGUACACGAUUAUCUAUUUUAUGAUUAUCUAUUUUCCGUUGCAUUCAUAUCAAUAAUAAUAAUGAAAAUUUAAAAUGUGGUAUCAUACUUUAAUCAUGCAUAUAAGAUAUGGGUGAAACUAGGGGUAUAAUGUUACACUUUCUAUCUUAGGGCUUUGACAGAUCUAUCCUUUCAAAGUUUGGAAAUAAUAUAUUUGUUUCUUCAAAAUUUAAACUAUCAUACAUAUCCAUCUAAAUGUUUAGACCUUAUAUAUAAAUAUCUUUAAAUAUAUAGAUUCUUUAUGUGUGCCACUCCCGUUAGCAUGCUUCCAAUCAAGUCAUGGUGAGUGAGUAAUCUUUGUGGAUUGAAAGCACAUGCUAUUCAAUGGCACACUAUUAACCAUGGCUACUGGUCAAUUUUAAAAAUAUUAAAAUUUUAAAAAUACAUAACACAUGCUUUAAUAUAUGACAAGGAUAAAAUAAUAGACAAACAUUCUCUAUAAUUGAGAACUUAAAUUUAAAGGGACAAAUAGAAAAACUACUAAUUUUUAGGAAUAUAUGUAAUAUUUUUAGAGGCUGUUAAUGGCAUUUGGAGUUUCAACAUUGGUACACUAAUGGUGAAUAGUUGUAAAUUUCUUUGUGCAACUAUCCUGUCUAGGACUUCCCCAACAUUGGUACAAUAUAUGUAAUAUUUACGAAGGAUCAUAUUCAUUGAUGGACUCUCUCUUUUCCUUUUCAAAUUUUGAUAAUCAUAAUUCUUUACAUUGUCAUCCAUUCACGGUGUAAGAAGUUUUGAAUUGAUUAUGAUUUUUCAAUAUAUCAAGAAAUUUGACUGAGCAAAAUUGUUAUAUUGCAUGUCGUUGCAAUGAGAAAAAAAUUUGUUUAGAGCCACUCCAGAAGAUGCAUUCUGGUGGUGUUAUCAAUUUUUUGAACUUAGAUGAGAUUUAGCUCUGAUUCUUGGCAAAUAGAGGCACAUAAGUUUUGAAACGAUCAAUUACCUCGUAUUAUCACGAAGGAAACUCAUUUGUACUGUGUAUUUCUUGAGCUUUGUUUCGUUGUAUCAUGAAUUGGAAAGUCUUAGAAUGUAGUGCGACAUCUUUCAUCAUCUUUUGAGCAAAUUAGUCAAUGUACUGUGAGAGCUUCAUACAACUGACAGAAAAUAUGCAUUUGUGAGGUGCAUUUCAUAACAGGCAUAUGUGCAAUAAAGCUCUCGAAAGCAUCGUUUUUGUUUACUUGUCAAGCUAAAGUUGUGGUGAUAUACCUUCCGGCGUGUUCUUGUUUUGUCGUGCCAAAUACACACCCAUACCUUCAUUAGCCACUAUGCAUAUUUUGCAGAGAUUAUUGGCAUUGAGCAUGUCUUCAGUGGCCUAUAAUCAUUUUUACUAUCAUUGAUUAAACUUCUGACCCAGAUUGAAUUAGGCUGUUACAAGUUCAGGUUAGGCUUUUGGUUGAACUAAGUCUAUUGGUGGUCUUAAUGGAAAUUUUCUUGGACUUAAUAUUCGAUGGGUUUAGAGGCUGAAUUUCUAGUAAAAACUAGUUUGGAACUAUGUUUCUGGAUAUAAUUCGUUUGAUUGACUGACUUGAUUCAUUGGGAUGAUUACAUUGGAUGCGUUUGAAAGGAACAGAAAAAUGGUUAGGAGUUGAAUCGAGUCAACUUGGUCUUUUCUGAACUGUCCAAACUAUGCAAAUAUUCUUCACAGAAAUCAG